GAAAAUUUAAAACCCUACUAAAACCUCUCUUUCCUCUCAAAGUAAAAAAGCUUUAUCAAGAAAAUCUGCAAAGCAAAAUUAAUGGCAGAAACAAUGGAAGUGGAAGCGGCGGCAGAGAGAGAAGCAAUAAACAGUGUGAUUUGUCAGUUGGCAGACCCAGACGGCAAUCAGUUGGGUGCUGCGUUGUACCUCCCUGAAAACGCUGGUCCAAAAGAGCUUAAUCAAGUCGUCAAUAAGCUUCUCAGCAAUGAGGAAAGGUUGCCUUAUGCAUUUUAUAUCUCAGACGAAGAGCUUGUGGUGCAGCUUGGAUCAUACUUAGAAAAGAACAAAGUAUCUGUGGAAAAAGUCUUGACAAUAGUGUAUCAACCACAAGCAGUGUUUCGAAUCCGCCCUGUCACUCGUUGUUCGGCCACAAUUGCUGGUCACACUGAAGCUGUACUUUCAGUUGCCUUCAGUCCUGAUGGACGGCAGUUGGCGAGUGGAUCUGGUGAUACUACGGUUCGUUUGUGGGAUCUAAAUACCCAGACGCCAUUGUUUACACUUCAAGGGCACAGAAACUGGGUUCUUUCUGUUGCAUGGUCACCAGAUGGUAAGCAUCUUGUUAGUGGAAGUAAGGCUGGAGAACUUAUCUGUUGGGAUCCUCAGACAGGGAAGCCUUUAGGGAAUCCGCUUACUGGCCACAAGAAAUGGAUAACUGGUAUUUCUUGGGAACCUGUACACCUCAGUGCUCCAUGUCGUCGCUUUGUAAGUUCAAGUAAAGAUGGCGAUGCACGGAUAUGGGAUGUUACCACCAGAAAGUGUCUUAUUUGUCUCAGUGGCCAUACACUUGCAAUAACAUGUGUAAAAUGGGGUGGAGAUGGAGUUAUUUACACUGGAUCUCAGGAUUGUACAAUCAAGGUAUGGGAAACCUCACAGGGGAAGCUAAUACGUGAACUGAAGGGUCAUGGUCAUUGGGUAAAUUCUCUGGCACUGAGCACUGAAUAUGUUCUUCGAAGUGGAGCUUUUGAUCACACCGGUAAACAGUAUUCGUCUCCCGAGGAAAUGAAAAAGGUAGCGCUUGAAAGGUACAACAAAAUGAGAGGCAAUGCCCCUGAGAGAUUGGUCUCAGGAUCAGAUGAUUUCACCAUGUUUCUAUGGGAACCUGCUGUCAGCAAGCACCCCAAAACUCGCAUGACAGGUCACCAACAGCUGGUCAAUCACGUCUAUUUUUCUCCGGAUGGUCAAUGGAUAGCAAGUGCUUCAUUUGAUAAGUCAGUCAAAUUAUGGAAUGGUACCACAGGAAAAUUUGUUGCUGCAUUUCGAGGUCAUGUUGGACCUGUAUAUCAGAUAAGCUGGUCAGCCGACAGUAGGCUCCUAUUGAGCGGGAGCAAAGAUUCAACCUUGAAGGUUUGGGAUAUCCGGACAAAAAAGUUGAAGCAAGACCUUCCUGGACAUGCUGAUGAGGUUUUUGCGGUUGACUGGAGUCCAGACGGUGAAAAAGUAGCAUCUGGUGGUAAGGACAGAGUUUUGAAGCUAUGGAUGGGCUAGAAAAUGUAUAAGUUGUCUUUCGUCGUGGGCCGUGGCUAAAGAACUCUCACACUGAACUAUAUUGCAUCAUAACUGUGCCUCAAAGAACCAUUUGCAUUCAAUGUCAAAAGCUUCAGAAGUAUGUGAAGUUAAAAUCUAUAAUCGUUUUGAGUUUACUCUGAAGUCAGUGGAGAAAACUCAAGUUUGCAACAAAAUAUUCUUCAAUGGAGCGGUAGACAGAGAGUGCAGGAAGCAACCAUUUGUUGGGGCAUUUUCAAUCUUUUCAUUGAUCACCACUGCAAAUAUCCCUAUAUGUUAGUUGUAAGCUGUCUUACAUUAUUUGUAGGCAAGAAGCAGAAGUGUUAUGUAAGUUGACCUUAGCUUUUUUCUCUCUCCAUAUGUCUGCACAUACAGCUUGAGAUGAAAUCUCAUUGUCUUCCUUAUCUUAUUCCUUUUUUCUCUUUUGCCAAUGGAAGUUUCUUACUAUUCUAUCA
Nicotiana attenuata is the source of this 2000-nucleotide messenger RNA. RefSeq names its product notchless protein homolog. Gene Ontology annotation, biological process: ribosomal large subunit assembly. Lineage: Eukaryota; Viridiplantae; Streptophyta; Magnoliopsida; Solanales; Solanaceae. The transcript is spliced from 13 exons. The coding region runs from base 82 to 1527 and encodes 481 amino acids. The record is from RefSeq and is a predicted model, not a curated record. Gene Ontology annotation, cellular component: nucleolus. Gene Ontology annotation, molecular function: protein binding.